AUGUCAAGUAUUACGGUACCGUCAGUGGACGUCGUGACAUCGGUAGAUGAACAACAGAUCGAGACGUCGGUACUUCGUACUGCCGAGAUGUUUGCACUGACAAAGCGUACUGCUCCAUCUGCAUACGACUUUGCUCCAAGCAAAAAAGUACGUGUACGUACUAAAUUAAAUGACAUUUAUCUUUUGGAUUUUCCUGAAGCACUACUGGGAUCCAAGCCAAUAGUCGACCGUGUUGACACGAGUCCUACUUCUCUUGAGACAGCUACUCUUGAGGUCUUGGAUCGUACUCCACCUCUGACAGAUGUAGUCGUAGAUGCACAUUCAAUACCAUCAGGCCCAGGAAUUUCUAUCACAGGUAAAGAAACAUUAUUAUUUAAAGCUGCAGAGAAGAACGCGACGUUUGUAGACCAAGUGGCAAAAGAGACGGAACAGGAGCUGGAUCUCAAGAAGAAACAAUUGUGCAUUGCUAGUGAGGCAGCUACUAUUAACGGAGAUACCUCCUCAGCGGUUGUAGAAUUUAAGAAACAGACAGAAACAGCGGCUCGAUUUGGCACAAGUGCAAUUAUCCGUCGUCGUGCGGCAGAGGUGCCCAAGCCCAAGUGGCAUGCACCGUGGAAACUCAAACGCGUGAUUGCUGGACACCUCGGAUGGGUGCGCUCGAUUUCCGUGGAUCCUACCAACGAUUGGUUCGUCACGGGCUCCGCUGAUCGGACCAUUAAGGUUUGGGACUUGGCCUCAGGACAGCUGAAGCUCACCAUGACCGGGCAUAUUAAUGCGAUUCGCGGUCUGGAAGUGAGUCCGCGCCACCCGUACCUUUUUUCGGCAGGAGAAGACAAGAAGGUGCUGUGCUGGGACCUCGAGUACAACAAGAUUAUUCGAAGCUAUCACGGCCACUUGUCAGGUGUCUUCUCGCUAAAGGUGCAUCCAACACUGGAUGUCCUUAUCACCGGAGGUCGUGACGCCGUCGCCCGAGUGUGGGAUAUUCGAACGAAGAAUCAAAUCCACGUGCUUUCUGGUCACCAGGGUACUGUAUGGGGUCUAGAGACACAAGCAACGGAUCCACAGAUUAUCACGGGCUCCAGCGAUAGCACGGUCAAGCUGUGGGAUCUUGCCGCCGGCAAAGUAAUGACAACGCUAACUAAUCACAAGAAGGCUGUCCGCGCUGUGACAAAGUCUCCGACGGACCACACGUUCGUGUCGGGUGCGGCGGACAAUAUGAAGAAGUGGGAAGCGAAGCAAGGCAGCUUUCUACGCAACUUCUCGACGCACAAUGCCAUCAUUAACUCCAUUUCGAUCAACCAGGACGGCGUGAUGAUCUCGUGUGGAGACAACGGAUCUAUGCGUUUCUGGGACUAUCAGACGGGCUAUUGUUUCCAGAGCGACUCGACGAAGGCACAGCCGGGCUCCCUGGAUAGCGAGACGGGCAUUUUCGCGUCGACCUUCGACAAGACAGGCCUGCGAUUUAUCACGUGCGAGGCCGACAAGACCAUCAAAGUGUGGCAAGAGGACAGCUCGGCGUCGGAGGAGUCACACCCUAUCGAUAUGGCCCAGUGGACGAAGGACUUUACGGCCCCGAAGAGAUACUAG
Molecule: messenger RNA, 1587 nt
Organism: Peronospora farinosa
Lineage: Eukaryota; Oomycota; Peronosporomycetes; Peronosporales; Peronosporaceae
Source: the annotation of a GenBank genome assembly